Molecule: messenger RNA, 974 nt
Organism: Malania oleifera
Lineage: Eukaryota; Viridiplantae; Streptophyta; Magnoliopsida; Santalales; Ximeniaceae
Product: 23 kDa jasmonate-induced protein-like
Exons: 2
Coding region: 187-774 (195 amino acids)
Source: RefSeq, a predicted model, not a curated record
GCUAAUUAAUUUUUUUCUAAUUAAAUUUCACAACCUUUUCAAAAAAAAAAAAAAACUCCUGAUUAAACUCUCUCCCCUCCAGAUCUUUAUUAAUUGCAAGCUAUAUAUAUGCGUGCAUAAGUUGUAUGGUUUUCAUUAUAAACACACACAUACACAAAGUGAGCUUGCUAGUUAAGAUCAGUUGUAAUGGCUGUGGAGUGCUAUACCAAAGUGUUUCCAAACUUUGCCACCAAUUCAUACUUGAAAGAAGGAGCAGAGGUGGCUCCUUACAAGAAAAGCAUUAGUACUGAAAAGGAGGACACUUCCCUUGAGGAAUAUACGGAGAAGUUGAUAAAAAAUUUAUUUAAGUGUGGUGCAAACCACACAGUAUGCAAGUUCCGCAAUGAGACGAACGGUAUACUAAAAUUUAUUAAAAGUCGCGUUUUGGAUGUUCCCCCUGUGCUUCCCCCUGCCAGAGACAUCGCCUGUGCGGAGACACUUGUGUUUGUGCACAUAAGUACCAAAGCAACUGUUAUUGUGUAUCGUGGAAGGAAUAAGCGAGGACAUCUAUGUGAUUGGAUGCUGUCAUGGUGUAUCCAAUCAAGCAUAAAGGUAUAUACUGAGAUUAAUGAAGCUGGCUACUAUGACAGUGAAUCCAUAUGGGCUAUAAUUUUUGUGAAACUACGUCAAUCUGGCUGCUCUAGCACUGCCACAUGGAAUGGAUGUUUUUCGACUCUGACGAUUGAGGAUAAGCAUGGAGUUGCUGAGCUUUAUGCACACAUAGCUCUCACCUAACAAUGCACAUGCGUGUCAAAUUAUGGAAAAUAAAAUAUAAUAAAAGGCACUUACAUAUAUAUAUAUAUAUAUAUAUGUACAUAUAUGAUAAUGGCAAAAUGUAUGCGAUGUGAUAAAGUAAUGUCAAUGUAUGGUGGCACCAGUGAAUGUCAAAUCAUCACGAUCUAUAUAAUAAAUAAGAUGGCCACAUGUUUAGCUUA